Messenger RNA from Schistocerca piceifrons (Central American locust), 789 nucleotides. Its product is annotated as nematocyst expressed protein 3-like. The coding region runs from base 1 to 789 and encodes 262 amino acids. The transcript has 2 exons. The record is from RefSeq and is a predicted model, not a curated record. Lineage: Eukaryota; Metazoa; Arthropoda; Insecta; Orthoptera; Acrididae.
AUGCAGUCAUCGACGACGCUUCCAACUGCCGUCGCCAACUCAUACGACGCGCUCGCUGACGCGCCGGAACAGCUGCCGCGCGAUCCUUCGCCGAAGAAAGACUUCCAUCUCCCGCCGGUGGUCCUCCAGUUUCGGCCGCCCUGUGGGGAACUGCAGAAGUUGUUGCGCAGCUGGACAACGGCCGUGUACACCGUGAAGCCUGCAGGGCGUGUCCUUUAUCGUGGGUGUGAGGUGUGGAAGCGUGCCAUCGCUCGCCAACGUGGCCAAACACCCGCUCCCCGUCCGAAGACACCAGCAACGAGACGGCCCGGCGUCUCUUUCGCGGCGGCAGCAUCAGGGGCGCCCUCCGCCGUCCCGACAGCGUCUGCCGCUCCUGAUCCCACCGCAUCCGAGGCCGUGCUAACACCUGAGGCUCCUGCGCCUCCACCCCAGCUGCUAGUGACGGAGCCGGGAGCUGCCUCUCCCGGAACGUCGGCCGGACCGCGCCCCGCCAACCGCCGGCGCGGGGGUCGACGCCCCCUGGGUACCCAGCGCUCGGCACCGUCAGUCGAGCAGCCCCAGGUGGACUCUCACAGAGAAGCAGCCACGCCUCCCCCUUCCAGCGACGGGGCCGCGCCUGCUGCCUCCACCGCUGACCUGGCCAACCUCGUCGCGCAGCUCACUGCCCUGAUGACCGGUGCCACGAAGUUGAUCAAAGUCCUGUCGCAACAACUCACCGCUGCAGUGCCGAUGGCCUCUCCGGCCCCGACCGCUGUCAACCCUCACCAGCUGCACCAUGGGCAGCGUUAG